This is a messenger RNA of Kwoniella shivajii, 1305 nucleotides long. RefSeq lists its product as uncharacterized. Lineage: Eukaryota; Fungi; Basidiomycota; Tremellomycetes; Tremellales; Cryptococcaceae. Gene Ontology annotation, biological process: transmembrane transport. Gene Ontology annotation, cellular component: membrane. The record is from RefSeq and is a predicted model, not a curated record. The transcript is spliced from 12 exons. Gene Ontology annotation, molecular function: transmembrane transporter activity. Bases 1 to 1305 code for a protein of 434 amino acids.
AUGUCACACACGGACGAGAAAGAUCUCACAUCUUCAUCGGGGGAAGCACGUAUCGAACCAGUGAUGGUCGAGAUCGACCCAGUCGAAGAGAAGAAAGUUUUGCGCAAGCUUGACACUUAUGUCAUCAGUAUCCUUGGAUGCCUAUAUCUUCUCUCAUUUUUGGAUCGAUCAAACAUUGGUAAUGCAAACGUGGCUGGUCUGUCAACGGACCUAGGACUUGUCGGAAACCAAUAUGGUACAGCCGUAUCCAUUGUAUAUGCGACCUAUGUGACUUUCGAGCCAGUCUAUGCCAAUUUAUUGAAGAUUAUAACUCCAAAAAUCCUCUUAUCCGUCUCAACCUUUUGCUGGGGCGUGCUUACUAUUGCAACCGCCUGGUCCACAAACUAUCAUGGUUUGAUUACUAUCCGAAUCUUGCUCGGAGCCACCGAAGCCGGUCUCUUUCCAUGUGUCAAUAAGAUCGGACGACGAUUGUCAUUCAUUUACGUCUGCGCUGCACUCUCGGGCGCUUUUGGUGGUCUGCUUGCCUACGGCUUAACGCAGAUUAAGUCUUCGAAGCUUACCGGAUGGCAAUACCUGUACAUCAUCGAGGGCAGUAUCUCAACCGCCUUUGCGCCCGUGGCGUACCUGCUCGUUCCCAACCAAGUCGAUCAAGCUUGGUUCCUUAAUCAACAGGAGAAGGCACUGUGUCAAGCGCGUACCAUAACUAAUAGACGAUUCUACAAUCCCGAUGAUCAGUUCGAUUGGGCUCAAGUGAAACGAGCGCUUACCGACUGGAAAACAUGGUGCCAGACGGUGCCAGCCUACGUAGUCGCGGCGCUUUCGCUCCUAACCUUUGGCCAUUUCUCCGACAAGUACCAAGUUCGAAGUCCAUUCAUCAUCUUGGCUCUGCUUUUUAUCGUUAUUGGAUAUAUAGUCCUCAUCGCCGCCCCCCAAGUUGGUGUUCGUUACUUUGGACUAUUCCUCGUUGCUGUUGGCCUUUAUCCAUCUACUGCGCUGAAUCUUGCAUGGUGUUCUGGAAAUGCCGCUGGUCACUUCAAACGAGCGACGGCUUCCGGAACCAUGCAGUUGAUCGGCAACUGUGCGGGAGCGGCUAUUGGAUACAUUUUCAAUGCCCAGACUUCCCCUAGGUACUUCAAGGGCUUAUAUGUUGCACUUGGUGCCACUAUCCUUUCGAUGCUGCUGACCGCCUUCCAGGCCUUGAUGAUCAAGAAGGAAAAUGCUCGCAGGGAAAAACUCGUCAAUGAAGGAGCCGAGGAUCGUCCCGAAUUGGGAGACGACAAUGUACAUUGGACUUACUACCUCUAG